CACUUAUUGUCAAUGUUUACGUCAGAUUGGAAAAGUUAGAUUUCAUAAUCGGUGUGUUUUAAGUUACAAGUAAUUCAAAUCGUGAUAUUACAAUAAUAAUAAUAAAAAAGUCCAAGAAGAGAAGGCACGAUGCCUUCUAUAGACGUGAUGAUGCCUCCGGGGCAGCAGCAUGAAGGUCUGCCAGAGGAGCCUCAAGCGCCCCCGCCACCCGUUAUCGGCAUCAUAUAUCCACCACCUGAAGUCAGGAAUAUCGUGGACAAAACAGCAAGCUUCGUAGCCCGAAACGGCCCCGAAUUUGAGGCUCGUAUUAGACAGAAUGAACUCGGCAAUCCAAAAUUCAACUUUCUCAACUCUGGGGAUCCCUACCAUGCAUAUUACCAGCAUAAGGUCAAAGAAAUCCGGGAAGGCAAAGGUGAUACUAUUGGCCCCGCUCCAGUCGCCCCUGUCCAGCGUCCCGGCCUCGCUCCAGCCACUGCUGCCCGUCAACAGGAGCUUCUUAAAGCAGCCGCGCCUCUCGAACCACCGCCGCCUCGUGAUCCCCCUCCAGACUUCGAGUUUAUAGCUGAUCCUCCGUCUAUAUCAGCCCUCGAACUCGACAUUGUCAAACUUACUGCACAAUUCGUAGCCCGGAACGGUCGACAGUUUUUAACAGAUUUGAUGAAGAAGGAGGAAAGAAACCAUCAGUUUGACUUUCUGCGACCACAGCAUUCACUGUUCCAGUACUUCACGAGGCUAUUGGAGCAGUACACUAAGGUAUUGCUGCCGCCAAAGGAAUUAGUGUCAAAAUUGGGAGCGGAGAUUCGCAGCGGAGUGCUGGAGCAGGCUCGCAGUAGAGCCGCGUGGCAUUCGCACCAGGCGCGGAGGAAGGCGGCCGAUGAAGCCAAGAUAGAAAAAGAGAGACUCGCCUACGCUUCUAUAGACUGGCACGACUUCGUAGUAGUGGAGACUGUAGACUAUCCCGCGGGAGAACCGGGCGACUUCCCUCCGCCGACCACUCCGCUGGAAGUAGGAGCGAGGGUACUGGCCCAGGAACGAGGAGACGACAUCAUACAACCUAACGAGGAAGACGACACGGAGAUGCAGCUGGAGUCGGAAUCAGAGUCCGAAUCGGACGAGGACCUGGCCGAGAUGGAGGACAGGACGCACCAGCAACAACGACCCGACGACAACAGGGUCCAGGACAUGGAGGAGGAGUCCUCGUCAGACGACGACGGACCUUCCGAGGCCCGCGCCGGUGAGGAGGCUCCCAUGCCACCGCGGCCGGAUCGCGUAGUUGUUAAGAAGUACGACCCGAAACGCGCUAGACCGCAACCAGCUCCCGCUAGCGAGGAAUGGCUGGUGUCGCCCAUCACAGGAGAGAAGAUCCCCGCUAACAAGGUGACGGACCACGUGCGUAUCGGAUUGCUCGACCCUCGCUGGCUGGAACAGAGAGACCGCGCUGCAGCCGAGCGCUCAGAUAGAGACGAAGCCCUUGCUCCCGGGGCGGCUAUUGAAGCGUCGCUUAAACAGUUGGCCGAGCGUCGUACUGACAUCUUCGGUGUUGGAGACGAGGAGACAGCCAUCGGUAAGAAGAUAGGAGAAGAGGAGAAAAGACGCGACGAGAGAGUCACCUGGGACGGACACACGUCCAGCGUAGAGGCUGCGACCAGGGCGGCGCGGGCUCACAUCACACUGGAAGACCAGAUACAACAGAUACAUAAGGUCAAAGGUCUUCUACCUGAUGAGGAAAAAGAGAAGAUCGGUCCCAAGCCGGUGCCGCCAGGUCGUGUGGGGGUUGCGAUCAGACCGCCUCCUCCGCCCGCCCAGCCAAGAGUACAACCUCCAGCCGCCCCCGCGCCUGCCCCCGUCUUGCUGCAACCUAUACCACCACUGAUGGUAAUACCACCAAUGGCACCACGACCACCGCUGAUAGCCACCCAAGUCGCCACUCCCUAUGGGUACCCCGUCCCGGGAGUGCCCGCAGUCCCGGGGGUUCCGGGAGUCCAAGAUGAUGAAGAGCCUACAGCCAAGAGACCGAGGACUGAAGACGCUCUCGAACCAGAACAAGCGUGGCUUGCUUCUCACCCUGGAUCUGUACCUAUACAGGUGUCGGUGCCGAUGGCCCCCGAGCGUUCCGAGUGGCGCCUGGACGGGCGGACGCUGUCGCUCUCCCUGCCCCUGGCGGCUCCGGUCUCUGAACUCAAAGCAUCACUACAGCGAACCACUAACAUGCCCACCGCUAAACAGAAGCUCUACUAUGAGGGUCUAUUCUUCAAGGACACCAAUACCCUGGCGUACUACAACGUGCCUCCCGGAGCCGUCAUACAGCUGCAGAUCAAGGAGCGCGGAGGAAGGAAGAAGUAGUCGCAUACUGAACAUAUUAAAUGUAUUAGAAUGAUCCAUCUUGGCUUUCAAUAAAGUAUCAUUGCUAU
Molecule: messenger RNA, 2411 nt
Organism: Danaus plexippus (monarch butterfly)
Lineage: Eukaryota; Metazoa; Arthropoda; Insecta; Lepidoptera; Nymphalidae
Gene: Sf3a1
Product: splicing factor 3A subunit 1
Exons: 7
Coding region: 130-2343 (737 amino acids)
Biological process (GO): mRNA cis splicing, via spliceosome; regulation of alternative mRNA splicing, via spliceosome
Cellular component (GO): U2 snRNP; catalytic step 2 spliceosome; U2-type prespliceosome
Molecular function (GO): RNA binding; protein binding
Source: RefSeq, a predicted model, not a curated record